AUGUCUACUCAAACUGUUACACUCACUCAAGUGGCCACAAACGGCCAUCCCAAGGAGUCUAUCAUUCCGAAGCCUGCUGGGCACAACAAGUUGUUUGCCAAGGAGGGUGUCACAUAUGGGGAUUGGCGCGAUGACCUUGUCCGCGACGGUGUCGCGGUAGUAAAGGGUGCUAUUCCCCGUGAUCGGGCUGACAAGUAUGCCGAAGACAUCUUUACCUUCCUUGAAACUUUCAAAGGUGGGCUAGGUUUCAAACGAGACGACCCUUCGACCAUCAAAGAGGAUAAUUUGCCCAUCAUCAACGAGAAGGGAAUGUGCUUGGGAUAUGGAGUAGCCCACGAAGACUUCGCUUGGAACGUCCGCCAGGAACCUGGAGUCAUCGGUGCUUUCGAAAAAGUCUACGACACAGAAGAUCUUAUUGUGUCCUUUGAUGGAGUCAACAUCAGCUUCCCAAACCGUGCCGACCUGCCCGACAAUAAGCCUUGGCCACACCAAGAUCAAGAUCCCCAGAGGCCUGGGUUCAGAUGCCUCCAGGGACUUGUCAACCUUCUCCCAAAUGGGCCGAAUGACGGUGGGCUGAUCGUCUGCAAAGGCGCAUACCGACUCAGCGAAGAGUUCCACGAGGAAUUCAAGGACGAGCCGGAUAAGAUUUGGGCCUGGACCAAGGAAUGGUACGGCUUCACAGAGAGGGGUAUGAAAUGGCUCGAGAACAAGGGCUGCAAGUGGGAAAAGCUCAACGCAGAGCCAGGCGACCUUCUCGUCUGGGACAGCCGCUGCCCGCACUAUAACCUCAGCCCAACUGGCGACGCCCCUCGAUUUUGCAUUUACACCUGCUACAUGCCCGCGACAGAUGCCAGCGAGGAGGAGCUGGAGCGAAAGAAGAAUGCUUUCUAUGAGACUAAGAGCACCACACACUGGCCCAAUGCCUUGAAUGUUGGCGGAGUUCCAAUCAAGAGGGGCGGCAAAGAUUGCCCAUACAACGACUGGAAGCCGAGGAAGCCUGUUGAGCUUUCCGAGAGGGGAUUCAAGUUAACCGGCAUUCCUUACAUCGGGGCUGUCUCUGCCUAA
Molecule: messenger RNA, 1065 nt
Organism: Clonostachys byssicola
Lineage: Eukaryota; Fungi; Ascomycota; Sordariomycetes; Hypocreales; Bionectriaceae
Source: the annotation of a GenBank genome assembly